UUUUUUUGUUUUAUUUUAAUUCAUAUUUUUUUUUUUAUAAACUUUACCUUUUCUUAAAUAUAUUUUAAAGAUGAUUUCUCAAAUGAUUAACGAACUAUACAUAACAAAUAUUAUUAGUAGUAGAGAAUUUAAUAAUGAAGAAAAAAUCAAAUCAAUUUUACAAUUAUUUAGGGUAUCAUUCGAAGAUAAACAACAAAUGAUUAAUGAUCAAGCAAAUUUGAUUUCCUCUCAACAAAAAUUGAUCGAAAUCAUUGUACAAAAGAAAAAUGGUAAUGAAAAUAAUACUACUAAUAAUGUAGUAAAUGGUAAUGAUUUGAUAAAAUCAAAUGAUAUUACGAAUAUUAUGAACGAAAAUAAUAAUGGUAUUAGACCCCUUUAUAAAGUUUUCAUCGGACAAUUACCUCCAAAUAUUCCAAUAGUUCAAAUAAAAAAUCAUCUAAAUGAAAUAUUCGGACACGUUGAUUCUGUGUAUCAAUUAAUCCCGAAUAGUAAUUACGCAUUUGCAUUAUUCUCAAAUUAUGAAUCAUGCCAAAAAGCAAUUUCUAGGGGUAAUAUUAAAAUUCAAGAUAAAUCCUUUUAUAUACAUAACGCUCAUGAUCGUGAAUAAAUAUAAUAAUAUGACAUUUCUUUUUUUUUUAUCAUGGCAUAAUUUUAUUAUUAUUAUCUUUUUAAUUUUUAAUUUUUAUUUGUAAAAAAAAAAAAUUAAUUUUAUUCAUUCAAAAUUGUAAUUGUAUUUAUUUAUUCGAAAUUGCAUUCAUUCGAAAUUGUAUUUAAUAUUCGAAAUUGUAUUCAUUCGAAAUCGAAUUCGUAUUUGUAUUUGUUAUUCGUUCAAAGAUAAUAAAACACUCGAAAACAAAAUUUUUUUUUUUUUUUUUUUUUUU
Molecule: messenger RNA, 881 nt
Organism: Rhizophagus irregularis DAOM 181602=DAOM 197198
Lineage: Eukaryota; Fungi; Glomeromycota; Glomeromycetes; Glomerales; Glomeraceae
Molecular function (GO): RNA binding
Source: RefSeq, a predicted model, not a curated record